Molecule: messenger RNA, 1814 nt
Organism: Leptinotarsa decemlineata (Colorado potato beetle)
Lineage: Eukaryota; Metazoa; Arthropoda; Insecta; Coleoptera; Chrysomelidae
Gene: Pdcd4
Product: Programmed cell death 4
Biological process (GO): negative regulation of DNA-templated transcription
Cellular component (GO): nucleus; cytosol
Source: RefSeq, a predicted model, not a curated record
UCGCCUCCAAUGAUCGAGUCAAUACGUUUCAAAGCUAGCCUUACCACUUUCUGUUUCAUUUUAUUUCGACAACAAGCAUUUGUGAGAGGAGGAUGGCGAACGUAGUAGACAACUGAUGUGAAGUAAAAUACUUCAUAGUUUAUGAGUUUAUGGCGGAUUGUUUGUGGCGUGUUGCGUAAAAGAGAUUUCUUGUUUUCAAACAGAUUUUAUUUCGAUUUUAUCUAAUUGAACUUUUGAUAAAAGUUAACAGAUUUCACUUUGACUUGACAAUCAAUCUGAAAAAUCUGAAUAGAAAUAUAUUCAUUUUUGUUUGUUAGCAAACAUGUCUGCAGACAAAGGUGAUAUCGAUAUUGAUAUUGAAGUAAUUAAAGAUAUUGACGUAGAUAAAGAAGAAAAUGAGCUAGCUGCUAAGGAAAAUGCAACAGCAAGCGAGGCUCUCCUCAAGCGUAAGCCAAAAAAAGUGACCAGGCAAAAUUCCAAGGAAAAUGUAGUAUCCACCGGGUUUGUCCAAGGACCUAGGUCUUGGAAAAAUAGUCGUAGGUCCCGAACUGGACAUGGCCGAGGUCUGCCAAAAAAAGGGGGUGCAGGAGGCAAAGGGGUAUGGGGUGCUCCUGGUUCUGAGCUUUUGGAAACAUAUGAAGAUAUCAAUGACCCAAAUUUUGAUAAUGAAAAUAUGAGUAACGGUGACAUAGAACUGAAGGCCAUCAUACCUGAGGUUUCAGACGAGGAAAUUAGAAAGAAGGUUGAACCGAUCGUCUUGGAAUAUUUUGAUACUGGAGACACUCAUGAAGCUGUUUUAUCGAUUGAGGAACAGAUUUCCUUGAAUCGAAGAGAUGCUCUUGUAGAGCAGUUCAUUGAAAUUGCCAUGGACCAUAAGCCAUCCCAUCGAGAAAUGACAUCGGUUCUCAUUUCAGACCUUUUUCCACAUACCAUUAAUGAGUCUGACAUUUGCAAGGCAUUUGAAAGCUUACUUGCAAAUUUGAAUGAGUUAAUUCUGGACAUUCCCGAUGCACCUACAGUAUUGGGUAAUUUUAUUGCUAGAGCUAUAGCUGAUGAUUGCAUUCCCCCAAAAUUUAUAGUAACAACGAAGGAGAAAAGUGAUGAUAAAGACUUUCAAGAAGCUCUCAUUCAUGCCGAUACUUUGCUCUCAAUGAAGCAUGGACUGGUACGGUUGCAUAAUGUGUGGGGUGUAGGAGGAGCAUUGAGACCUGUUAAAGCUCUCACCCGUCAAAUGUCGUUACUACUUCAAGAAUUCUUAUCGUCCGGAGACUUAAAUGAGGCAAGUCGUUGUUUGAGAUUGCUGGAGGUUCCCCAUUUCCAUCAUGAAUUGGUCUACGAAGCCAUUGUGAUGGCUUUGGAAGCAAACAGCCUUUCUAAAGAGGAGGCUCUUUGCACCUUACUGAAGAGCUUCUCUGACGCUGUUCUUGUAACCAUAGAUCAAAUGGAACGUGGCUUCUUUAGAGUAUUUGACGACCUUCCGGAUAUAUACAUGGAUGUCCCUUUGGCUUAUAUUAUACUGGAUCGUUUUGUGGAACGUUGCCAUAACGCAGGUUUUCUUACUGAAAACAUUUUGAAGAGAUUGCCUUCUCGUGGGCGUAAACGAUUUGUCUCCGAGGGAGAUCAGAAUCUAUUCAAGGCUCAUAAAAUUGAUCAUUGAGAUCUUAUUUGAACCAAAAAUACGUAGUUUCUCAUAAUACAUUUGUAUUUUUGUUUCUGAUAUUAGCACUAGGUGCUUAUUACUAUACAUUUUGACCGCAGUGUUACUUUUCUUUUGUAUAUGUUCUAUAUAUGAAAUAAAGACUAUUUCAAGUUUU